This is a messenger RNA of Solanum verrucosum, 591 nucleotides long. RefSeq lists its product as uncharacterized. The record is from RefSeq and is a predicted model, not a curated record. Bases 1 to 591 code for a protein of 196 amino acids. Lineage: Eukaryota; Viridiplantae; Streptophyta; Magnoliopsida; Solanales; Solanaceae. The transcript has a single exon.
AUGUAUCAAACAAGAUCCCUCAAAUUCCCCUGCAUUUAUCUUUUUGAUGGUGUGGACAAUCCUUCGCUUCUAGAACUCAAGGUAGAAUAUAAUUAUUAUGCUCGCCAUUGUAACAAACCCAUUCAAUUAACCCCUAAGUUUCACAACCCUCCAGGGAGUUUGUUUUUAGUUGGUUUGUGUAAUGGAUUCACUUGUUUCAUGAAUGGUCCGAUGCAUAUUGAGAAACAUUUUGUUUAUAUUAGUAAUCCUCUUUUGGGUGAAUAUUUCGAAGUUAAAUUUCCUGAAUGGGAGAUUAGUGUUUGUCGUGUUACUUAUGGAUUUUGCUUUAGCAAAGCAUCUGGAAAGUAUAAUGUAUUGAGAUUUGUAGUUAGAAAGCUUACUAAAGUAUCGGAAUUGGAGGUUUAUACUCUUGGAGUUUGUGAGAAAUGGAGAAAUGUGGGUGAAAUUUCGUGUCCCGUAUGGUAUAAAUUUGACAAGGCUAAAAGCAAUGGUGCUCUUGAUUGGAUGGAUAGCGAAAAAAUGACAUCAUUUACUCCUUUGAUAUUGAGACAGAAAAGGUCAAGUCCCUGCCAGCUCUACCGGGACUGGUAA